Messenger RNA from Polistes canadensis, 1195 nucleotides. RefSeq lists its product as uncharacterized. Lineage: Eukaryota; Metazoa; Arthropoda; Insecta; Hymenoptera; Vespidae. The record is from RefSeq and is a predicted model, not a curated record. The transcript is spliced from 4 exons. Bases 485 to 1195 code for a protein of 236 amino acids.
UAUUAAGCAACUUCUUGUUUAUCGAUUUCAAAAAUCAUGAUAACUACCUGUGUAUGUAUGUAUGUAUGUAUUUAUGAAAUUCGUAAGAAACACAUUAAUAUCUAAAUACCUGUUCAUAUAUACACGCAAGAAGCGAGGUGAAUAUAUUACAGGUGUGAAAGGAGUUUCACUCGGAGUUUACGUGUGAAUGUAUAUUUAAUGGGAUAGAAAAAGAAAUAAGGAUCAGUUAAAGUAGGGGAAAACAGAAAGAUAGACAGAGAGAGAGAGAGAGAGAGAGAGAGAGACAGUAAGUUAUGAGGAAAAGAAGAGAGGUAAAUAAUGGUUUGGCGAGCUCGAUAUUCCCUCACGAAAGACAGUCGCAAAAUCGCAUGCGCGGUAACCACAACAUGCACCAAUUUUGAAAUUCAAUGGUAAGAAUAAAGUGAAUAAUAAUAUUCAUAAAAAAGUAAAAAUAAAAAGGGAACAAGUUGAUAAGAAUUCGCAAAUGAUUGAAAUGCCGGUGGAAUCUUCGAUAUACUGGAACUCGUUCGAUUCUCAGAGGACUACUUCCGGUGGAAGUUCGAACAAUAGUGAUCGUCAUUACGUCGAUCCAUGGGAUUUAGAAAAUUAUGCUUAUCUUAGACGAUAUAGUAUUAAUGUUCCAACGCAGCGUUAUCAACAGGAACGACAAACUUCUUAUCAAUCCGAAUAUUGGUAUAGCCAAUCAUUAAGAGAAGCACAGUAUAGUAUACCAAGUUUAACACAGAAGUUCUACAGUGACUCGUCCUGCAGAAUGGAAAACAAUGCCUACCAUUAUCAUCGUCAUCCCAUCUAUGAAGAUGAAGUUACAAAUUGUGUUCCUUCUUAUUCCCUCUACACACCUAUUUCUGCUCUAGCAUCUUGCGAAAUGAUGGAAAAUUAUUCGAUAUCGGAUUAUGAUUACAGAUCCGUAGAUGAAAGCUCGCAAACACGCACAAAUACAAAUUCGAGAUAUACACAAAAUUAUUCUCGUCAGUAUAUGCCGAAUGACAGCGUACGACACUUAGAGAAAUUGCAGUAUAACGUGGAAGAAUAUUAUGCAGGAAUGUCUCCGGUGGAAGAUAAUUAUAUGACACAUAUGAUGACACCAUUAAAUCUUGAUUUGAAUACAUAUGGGCAUCUUAAAAUUGAUUACACGAGCAGUUGGAACUCACUAAAAAGAAAAAUUAGCAAAUGA